Medicago truncatula (barrel medic) is the source of this 932-nucleotide messenger RNA. Its product is annotated as glycine-rich cell wall structural protein 2. Bases 251 to 664 code for a protein of 137 amino acids. Lineage: Eukaryota; Viridiplantae; Streptophyta; Magnoliopsida; Fabales; Fabaceae. The transcript has a single exon. The record is from RefSeq and is a predicted model, not a curated record.
AAAAAAAAAAUGCAACGUUUUGCCAUUGAAGAUUUGAGCAGUUUACGUGUCACUUUAUGACUUAUAUAUAUCUUGCUCGUUUAUACCAUCAUGAGCAUUCAUUCAUCCCAUUAUAUUAGGCCUUUCAUGCACUAGCUACCCAAACUUCACGAGAAUCAUAAAUCCUCACUUUUUCUCUCCACAAACUAUAAUAUCACUCCCAACAAACUAUCAAAUAAUAGCAACAAAAACAUAUUUCACACAACACAAAAUGCUACCAUACACUACUAUCUUUCUUUUCUUUCUCAUCACUUCCAUGGCCGCAGCCAGCAGUGGCGGAAGAAAGCUAGAUAUGGCAAGCGGUGGUUCUCCGACAGGUGCAAGUGGUUCGGGCCACGGUCCAAAUUGGGACUAUAACUGGGGAUGGGGAUCUGCACCAGGUAGCGGGUGGGGAUAUGGUUCAGGUUCAGGACAUUCUCCUUCUGGCUUUGGUAGAGGUUAUGGCUAUGGUUUUGGAACCGGGUCUGGGUCUGGAUCCGGGUCUGGUUAUGGAUAUGGUAGUGGAGGUGCUCAUGGUGGUGGUUAUGGAAGUGGUUCUGGCAACUCAGGCGGUGGAGGGCAUGGUGGUGGUAGAACCAAUAAUCGGUCACCUUCGGAGUCUAAGGGUAAAACCAACCAACCAUGAGUAAUUAAAUUAACUAGAACUAUAGUUAGUUAUGUGUGCUUCCACUUUAUAUAUAGUAUGAUAUUAAAAUAAAUAAAUGGUUGUACUCUUAUUAUUAAAAAACAGAAAGAAUAUAUGAUUGUAUGAUCUAUAUAUAUAUAUGAAUGGUUUGGUCUGCAUGUAUGAUGGGUAACAAAAACUAUAUAAAUGAUUUGGUGUGUGUAUGUAUGAUGGCUAACAAGAGCUAAGAUAGCUAGCUAUAUAUAUAAGCUUUGAAGUUUUUUUUUUA